AUGCCGGCCAUUGGCUCGAGAAUCCAAGUCUCUGGUGGAUUCGACCCGACCGACAACUCGGCCGGUGAUCAAGACAGACCCAACACCCCCAAGACCCAGGACGGGACUCAGGACCCUGAUGUCGGAUGGAGAAAAACCAGAAAACGGUUUGCUGGGUGCGAAGCUGGUGAGAGGAGAGAGAAGAACCAAGGCUUGCAAGCACCUCAGCAGGCAGACCCUAGGAGUGGAGGGCAGUCCUGGACAGGCAUGUCACCGAUACCACUAGGCGCCACCAUCUCUGCAGUAGCGCUGCUUUUUCAGUGCCGCCAAUCUGGAGUGCCCCCGUGCAAGGUGCAGCUCGUGGUUGGAUUGCGCCGGGAUAUCUGGAUAGGAAGAAGCAGCAGAAAGACGUCGUCGCUCUUGUUGUUGUUGUUGUCGGUCGAAAACUCUUCACCUCACCUCACCUCAGCCCAACCCCUCACCCUAAUACCUAUCUCGCCAUACAUAAUACAGAAGGGCUCCACUCGGCUUCACCUCGCACACCAGACCGAACCACACCACACCUACCCAACUCAACCCUUCCCCGCACCCGUGUUCGACUUCACUCUGUCGCUUGCUUGGGCACCCGUUCCGCCGGCCGCCUUUUUCGACAGAAAUCCGAGAGCCCCCCCGGAUAGGGUCCGAACAGUCUGGUCUCCCGCCGGCCACCACCAUUCCCGCUUCGCCAGGGUUUAA
Molecule: messenger RNA, 714 nt
Organism: Podospora bellae-mahoneyi
Lineage: Eukaryota; Fungi; Ascomycota; Sordariomycetes; Sordariales; Podosporaceae
Exons: 5
Coding region: 1-714 (237 amino acids)
Source: RefSeq, a predicted model, not a curated record